This is a messenger RNA of Zasmidium cellare ATCC 36951, 1194 nucleotides long. RefSeq names its product glycoside hydrolase family 131 protein. Lineage: Eukaryota; Fungi; Ascomycota; Dothideomycetes; Mycosphaerellales; Mycosphaerellaceae. The record is from RefSeq and is a predicted model, not a curated record. The transcript has a single exon. Bases 1 to 1194 code for a protein of 397 amino acids.
AUGUUCGCUUCUGCAGCACUUCUCGCCCUGGCUGGCACUGCGGCGGCGGGAUCCAUUCUCUGGGAUGGCCGCUUGAACGAUUACGAGACGGCUGCAUUUCUGGAUGACUGGUCCUGGUCGAAUCAAGUCGGUCCAUACCAAUACUACAUUCAUGGCAGCGGCGUCACCAGCGAAUAUGUGGACCUUGCCGAAAACUACAAAAACCCAGCCGAUUCCGGAUCGAAUCAAGGCAUUCAGAUCAGUACCGACAAGACAUCGUCCUGGAACGGACAGACGAUGCUCAGGACCGAGCUCAUACCACAGACUACUGCUGCCAUCAACAAGGGCAAAGUCUACUACCACUUCUCGGUACAACACAACCGAACGAACCCACCGACUCCCACCGAACAGCAUCAGGUAUGUUUCUUCGAGAGCCACUUCACCGAGCUGAAAUUCGGGGCAUCCGGCGGCUCGAGCAAUCUCUUGCAAUGGUAUGCCAAUAGCCAACCCCACUGGAAUGUCAAUUUCGAGGCUGGCGUCUGGCACAAUGUGGCAUACGGCAUCGACUUCGACGCCCAGACUGUUGAGUUCUAUCACUCGACCGGAGCCGAGGACCUCACUUUGACAGCUGGACCAAUAUCAGCGGCUACAUCUUCCAAUGGAGCCGAUUGGCACCUCGGGGUCCUUCGAUUGCCUUCAUCGACCGGUACGAGCGAAGCGGCGAGGGAGGACUGGCACUUUUCAGGCGUGUACAUUGAGAGUGGCGACAUCACAAAAUCGAUCGCAGGUACUGGUGGAAGCGGUGCUUCGGUAUCUGCUGUUGCUGCGAAGGCUGCAGUCACCACAACAACUGUGGAAACAGCCACACCCGCUCAGACGACCUUCACGGCUCCUACAACCUUGCUGACUCAAGUCAAAGCACAACAGAGUCUUGCGAAAGUGUACACAAGCCAGCCACAAUCUGAGACUACAACCAGCUGUAAAGAGGAAGAGGCCACCACUCAGAUUGCACUCAACCUUGCCCCGACUUUCAGUCCGACUGGAAGUAUUUCGUUGACGCAUACCGCUCCAACGACGUUGAGCACGUGGUACGCUGAGACAGCCAUUGCUUCAACGCUUUUUGACACUUCAUCUUCCCAAGCUAUGGCUUCGAACCCUGCACUGGUUUUCACUGCGACAGAUGCCAACGCUGAGCCAGUGGCUACGGAUUGCUAG